Messenger RNA from Heterostelium album PN500, 714 nucleotides. RefSeq lists its product as uncharacterized. The transcript has 2 exons. The coding region runs from base 1 to 714 and encodes 237 amino acids. NCBI's taxonomy places the organism in Eukaryota, Evosea, Eumycetozoa, Acytosteliales, Acytosteliaceae. The record is from RefSeq and is a predicted model, not a curated record.
AUGAAAAAAGCUGAAACAAUUGAUAACGUAUAUGAUCAUAAUGGAUUCACUUAUUUAGUGGGUCAAUUUCAAUUCUACGGUGAUGAACCUCCUGCAAUCCGCACGAACUACAUCGACUAUUACACCUUAGGUGUGUCAUCGGUUAGGAUUUCCGACACGAAGCUUAAGAUUGAACUGCAAUAUUUCUCUGCCCCUACGAACACCUGUGUUCAAACGUAUUUACCUUCUUACUCGAAUAUCUAUUGCUACCUUCAUUUCUAUGGUGGCGACAACAGCAAUAGCAAUAGCAAUAGCAUGAGCAGCAGUAGUUCAUUGGAUGAUCUUUAUACUCCACCCUAUGAACACAAAGCAAAACCAGAGAUACCCACUGUAUACAUAGUACUCUCUUCAACAUCUUCAUUUGUUUCGCUGAUUAUAGCGUUUAUCGUGAUACAACAGUAUCGGGAUCUCUCACAAUACAGUUUGAUAUCGAUCCAUAAUGAUACGGCAGACGAUGAAGAUGAAGAAGACGUCGAAGAACCAUACAACUUUAGGGCGCAUGACGAAGAUGACCAUAACAAUUUAUUGGAACCUUCAAACUAUCAUAAGAAAUAUUACAACAAUAAGCAAUAUAAUUUAAUCAACAACAAUGUCAAUAAUAACAACAACAACAACAACAACAUUAACAAAAAAGCAAUGGAUGAUGACGAUGAUGAUAUUACAUCUUUUAUAUAA